Molecule: messenger RNA, 954 nt
Organism: Malassezia restricta
Lineage: Eukaryota; Fungi; Basidiomycota; Malasseziomycetes; Malasseziales; Malasseziaceae
Product: aldo/keto reductase family
Exons: 1
Coding region: 1-954 (317 amino acids)
Molecular function (GO): oxidoreductase activity
Source: RefSeq, a predicted model, not a curated record
AUGACUGAAAUCCAAACCCCACCCACGACAAAGAUCAACACUGGCACUGAAGUGUCAAUGGUCGGUUUUGGCUGCUUCAACCCUGGCAACCCCCCCGGUAUAAUUCCUGGUAUCGAAGCUGCCACUAAGAUCGGCUACACCCUUUAUGACACCGCCGCCUUGUAUGAGAACGAAAAGGAAGUGGGCGAUGUACUUCGUGCCAGUGGCAUUCCUCGUGAAAAGCUCUUUGUUACUACAAAAUUAUUUAACGAUUGCCACCACAGUGUUGAAGCGUCCUUUGAUCGUUCGCUCGAAGCUCUCAACCUUGAUUACAUUGACAUGUUCCUGAUGCAUUGGCCUCAGGCCACUGUGCCUGGUCAAAAGUACGUGGCUGAUGACUCUAUCAGCUUUGUCGACACAUGGAAGCAGCUUGAGAAAUUACUCGAGACGCGCGCUGGCAAAGUAAAGGCUAUUGGCGUGAGCAACUUUAGUGUCAAGACUCUCACGGAGUUGCUCAAGCAUGCCAAGGUGGUGCCGGCUAUGAAUCAGGUUGAGACGCACCCUUACAACCAGGAUCGCGAGCUGGUCAAGCUCUGUCAAGAAAAAGGCAUCGUAGUAGAGGCAUACACGCCUCUUGGCUUUGCCGACUCGCCCUUCUUUAAAGAUCAGGACUUGUUGUCAAUUGCCAAAGAGAUUGGUGAUGAUGUGACAGUGCCCAAUGUCGUAUUGAGCUGGAACGUCCAGCGCGGUGUCAUUGUUUUGCCAAAGACCUGCACCCCUGAGCGUGCCAAGGAGAACUUUAGAAUCUUGCGUUUGUCGGAUGCACACAUGCAGCGCAUAUACGAUAUUGAAAACGACCCUAAGCGCCGCCACCAGCGUCUCUGCCAGGCGUACGACCCGAAGACCAAGACCGCGCUGGGCUGGACCUACGACCAGCUUGGUUGGAACAAGCCUAUCCAGAUGAUGGAAAACUGA